Molecule: messenger RNA, 3248 nt
Organism: Chanos chanos (milkfish)
Lineage: Eukaryota; Metazoa; Chordata; Actinopteri; Gonorynchiformes; Chanidae
Gene: prpf6
Product: PRP6 pre-mRNA processing factor 6 homolog (S. cerevisiae)
Exons: 21
Coding region: 1-2925 (974 amino acids)
Biological process (GO): mRNA splicing, via spliceosome; spliceosomal tri-snRNP complex assembly
Cellular component (GO): U4/U6 x U5 tri-snRNP complex; catalytic step 2 spliceosome
Molecular function (GO): protein binding
Source: RefSeq, a predicted model, not a curated record
AUGGCCAGCGCCACAGGGAAAGCAGGCUCCAAAAUUGUCACGAAAACCUCAACUGGGGGUGGUGGAGCAGGUACUGGUAGUGGUGCAGCUCUUCCUAUAGCGUCUCCGCUUAUGGGUGGGCUCAAUAAAAAGAAAAAGCCCUUUUUGGGCAUGCCAGCACCGCUUGGCUACGUACCUGGUCUUGGUAGAGGUGCUACUGGUUUCACAACCCGAUCUGAUAUUGGUCCCGCUCGUGAUGCUAACGACCCAGUGGACGAUCGCCAUGCCCCUCCAGGAAAGAGAACAGUGGGAGACCAGAUGAAGAAAAAUCAAGAUGAUGAUGAUGAAGAUCUGAAUGACACCAAUUAUGAUGAGUUUAAUGGCUAUGCAGGAAGCCUUUUCUCCAGUGGACCAUAUGAGAAAGAUGAUGAAGAGGCUGAUGCCAUUUAUGCCGCUCUGGAUAAGAGGAUGGAUGAGAGACGCAAAGAGAGAAGGGAGCUGAGGGAAAAGGAGGAAAUUGAGAAGUACCGUAUGGAAAGACCAAAAAUCCAGCAACAGUUUUCAGACCUCAAGAGAAAACUGUCAGAGGUGUCAGAGGAGGAGUGGCUGAGCAUCCCUGAGGUCGGCGAUGCCAGAAACAAACGCCAGAGGAACCCACGCUAUGAGAAACUUACUCCUGUGCCAGACAGCUUCUUCUCCAAACACCUCCAAGGAGGGGAUAACCACACCACAGUAGACCCUCGCCAAGGGCAAUUUGGAGGUCUGAACACUCCGUUCCCUGGGGGUUUGAACACUCCUUACCCUGGGGGCAUGACUCCGGGAGCAGGAGAACUGGACAUGAGGAAGAUUGGACAGGCUAGAAACACGCUAAUGGACAUGAGGCUCAGUCAGGUGUCAGAUUCAGUGAGUGGACAGACAGUGGUUGACCCUAAGGGAUAUCUCACAGAUCUGAACUCCAUGAUCCCGACACAUGGUGGUGACAUCAGUGACAUUAAGAAGGCGCGUCUUUUGCUGAAGUCUGUGAGAGAGACCAACCCCCAUCACCCCCCUGCCUGGAUUGCCUCGGCACGUCUGGAGGAGGUCACAGGCAAACUGCAGGUGGCCAGGAACCUCAUAAUGAAAGGCACAGAGAUGUGUCCAAAGAGUGAAGAUGUGUGGUUGGAAGCUGCCCGUCUCCAGCCGGGGGACACGGCCAAAGCUGUGGUGGCUCAGGCCGUGCGUCACCUCCCUCAGUCCGUGCGCAUCUACAUCAGAGCGGCCGAGCUGGAGACCGACGUCAGGGCCAAGAAGCGCGUGCUGAGGAAAGCUCUGGAGAACGUGUCGAAGUCCGUGCGUCUGUGGAAGACAGCCGUGGAGCUGGAGGAGCCAGAAGAUGCCAGGAUCAUGCUAAGCAGGGCAGUGGAGUGCUGCCCAACCAGCGUGGAGCUGUGGCUGGCCCUGGCUCGGCUGGAGACGUACGAGAACGCCAGGCGGGUUCUUAACAAGGCCCGUGAGAACAUCCCCACUGACAGACACAUCUGGAUUACAGCUGCCAAGCUGGAGGAGGCCAAUGGUAACACGCAGAUGGUGGAGAAGAUCAUAGACAGAGCAAUCACGUCCCUACGUGCCAACGGAGUUGAAAUCAACCGCGAGCAGUGGAUUCAGGAUGCUGAGGAGUGUGAUAAGGCAGGCAGUGUGGCUACAUGCCAGGCCGUGAUCAGAGCUGUGAUUGGCAUUGGCAUUGAAGAAGAGGACUGCAAACACACGUGGAUGGAGGAUGCUGACAGUUGUGUCGCUCAUGGGGCUCUGGAGUGUGCCCGGGCCAUCUAUGCCCAUGCCCUGCAGGUCUUCCCCAGUAAGAAGAGUGUGUGGUUAAGGGCAGCUUACUUCGAGAAGAACCAUGGCACGCGGGAGUCAUUAGAGGCUCUGCUGCAAAGAGCUGUAGCCCACUGUCCAAAGGCCGAGGUCUUGUGGCUAAUGGGGGCCAAGUCUAAAUGGCUGGCUGGAGAUGUGCCUGCGGCCAGAAGCAUCCUGGCUUUGGCCUUCCAGGCAAACCCCAACAGUGAGGAGAUCUGGCUGGCUGCUGUGAAGCUGGAGUCUGAAAACAACGAGUAUGAGAGAGCCCGUCGGCUCUUGGCCAAGGCCCGCAGCAGUGCCCCCACCGCCAGGGUGUUUAUGAAGUCAGUGAAGCUAGAGUGGGUGCUAGGGAACAUCGAGGCUGCACAGGAGCUGUGCACAGAAGCCUUGAAGCAUUACGAAGAUUUCCCAAAGCUGUGGAUGAUGAGGGGCCAGAUUGAGGAACAGUCAGAGAACUUAGACAAGGCCCGAGAGGCCUACAACCAGGGGCUGAAGAAGUGCCCACAUUCCAUGCCGCUUUGGUUGCUUCUCUCCCGACUAGAGGAGAGGGUAGGUCAACUCACUCGGGCCAGAGCCAUCCUGGAGAAAGCUCGUCUCAAAAACCCACAGACUCCAGAGCUAUGGUUGGAGUCUGUUCGGCUGGAGUACAGGGCAGGCUUAAAGAACAUUGCCAACACUCUUAUGGCCAAAGCCCUGCAGGAAUGCCCCAACUCAGGGAUUCUUUGGGCCGAGGCGAUUUUCUUGGAGCCUCGACCUCAGAGAAAGACGAAGAGCGUUGACGCUCUGAAGAAGUGCGAGCACGAUCCACACGUCCUCCUGGCUGUCGCUAAGUUGUUUUGGAGUGAAAGGAAGAUAACCAAAGCCAGAGAAUGGUUCCUGCGCACAGUAAAGAUUGAGCCAGACCUAGGCGACGCCUGGGCCCUCUUCUAUAAAUUUGAACUGCAGCAUGGGACUGAGGAGCAGCAGGAGGAGGUGAAAAAGCGCUGCGAGAACGCAGAGCCACGACAUGGGGAGCUGUGGUGUGCAGAGUCCAAACACAUUCUCAACUGGCAGAAAAAAAUCGGCGAGAUCCUGGUGUUGGUGGCCGCAAAGAUCAAAAAUACAUUCUAAGCCUUUGACUGUCACACACAAUGUAUAAGUAUAUCCAUGUAUAAAAAUAAUGUGUAUGCUUUGUUUCUUGAUGAUUGUGAAAGGAGAAACAAGUGAAUUUUGUCCUUUUAAAAUAAUUUUGUUAAAAUAGUUUUGUUGGAACAAUGACAACUUGUUCUUGGUUUGACUGGGCUAAUUGUGUGUUCACUCUGGCUAGUUUUAACAGCCUUGAAGAAAUUUAGAAAUGUCUGUCCACUUAAAAGUCUCUGAAUCUCGGUAUCACGACUCAUUGAACCCUGUUUUCUUUGCCCUUUUUUGUGUUUAUGCAUUUGUGGGUUCCAGGA